CGUGGGCUCGCUCCGGGAUUUAAACUUGAACGGCCGACCGUUAACGACAGCCUUGAGCGUGAGCGAGGGCGAUUGGUCCUCCUGCGUGAUUGGGAAUCUGUGGUCCUCAGUGGGCGGCGAGGAGACGACCCAACCCGCGGCAGCGGUGGUGGCGGCUGGUGACGUGCCUGGAGCCGGCAGCGGUGGACACUUCCUAGGCCAGGGUGCGGCGGAGGCCCGUGCUCCUUCCCCGGACCGCCGCGCGUGGAUUUGCAUUCCCUUCCCUGGCCGGGCUCUUGCAUUCAAGGUUUUUCCUUUUGGUUAACUCAAGUCAAGGCAAGCCAAAAUAUGGUGGCCCAAUAGAAGCUGUCUUAAUUGAAGAAAUAUAAUAUAAUCAACAAUUAUAUUUCACAUUAGAAGUAGAACCUGGAGAAAUUUUUCUUUAAGCAGUUGUAAUGGCAGAAAAAAGGCAGCCUUAUAGUGUAGAAGAAGCAAUGGAGCAACUGAUAGGACCCGGUGGACAAAAAUGGGCCAGUAUGGACCCAGAAGAACGAAUGUUAGCUGCUGCUACAGCUUUUACACAUAUCUGUGCAGGGCAGGGCGAAGGAGAUAUUAGGAGAGAAGCCCAGGCUAGCCAGUAUGAUCCCUACAGUAAAGCCUCAGUGACCCCAGGAAAGAGACCUACUCUGCCUGUGCAGCUGCACUGCCCCCACAUCAGAAGCCGUGUCACUUCAUCAACAUUUUCAGAGGCCUCCCAAAAAUGCAGAAAGCCAGUGAUGAAGAGAAAGGUUCUGCGCAGAAAGCCAGAUGGGGAAGUACUAGUGACAGAUGAGUCUGUUAUCAGUGAGUCCGAAUCUGGUACAGAAAGUGAUUUGGAUCUCUGGGACUUACGACACAAGCUGAUGAACCUACAAUUUCAAGAAGGCACAGAAUCCCCAAGUGAUGCUUCACAAAAACUUAACCUACCAUAUGAAUAUCAAGGAAUUUCACAAGAAAACCAGCUCAUUUGCUAUCUGCGAAGAGAAGAAAUGGGCCCUCCUGUUUAUGAACAAGACUUGAUUGUUGCCAGCAGACCCAAAUCCUUUAUUCUCCCCAGGCUGGAUCAGUUAAGCCGAAACCGGGGCAAGAUAGACCGAGUAGCCAGAUAUUUUGAAUACAAAAGGGACUGGGAUUCAAUGCGGUUUCCUGGUGAAGAUCAUAGAAAGGAGCUACGCUGGAAUGUCCGAGGACAAAUGCUUUCCAGAACAGAACCCCAGUCCAAGCCUCAACAUGUGUAUGUUCCAAACAAUUACCUAGUACCAACCGAGAAGAAAAGAUCUGCCCUUCGGUGGGGUGUCCGUUGUGACCUUGCAAAUGGUGUCAUGCCCAAGAAGCUUCCUUUCCCUCUUUCUCCUUCUUAAGUCUUUUUUACCUGUCUCCUUCCAUCGUAUUUAGGAUAACCUAGUUCUUUAUCUCUCUCCUUUUAAAUACAACUGACUUAAAAAGCCUGCAGAAUACAGGGUAAGGACUUCACUGGUCCUUCCUAUGUCACAUUAGGUACCAUACACCACUUAAAUUUCUAAACUGACAUUCUCAAAUGCAGCAAUUUGGGGGGUUGGGGGAACUACCUGAAAUGUGAAUUUUGUCAAAGUAGUAAGUGCCAUUUUGAAAAGACUUGUAAACUGUGGUGUUUUUUUAAUUAGUGGGUAUUAAGCUCAACUAUUAAAGAAUUUGGCAAAUGA
Myodes glareolus (Bank vole) is the source of this 1700-nucleotide messenger RNA. It is a transcript of the gene Hyls1, whose product is annotated as HYLS1 centriolar and ciliogenesis associated. Gene Ontology annotation, cellular component: centriole; non-motile cilium. The record is from RefSeq and is a predicted model, not a curated record. Gene Ontology annotation, biological process: cilium assembly. Lineage: Eukaryota; Metazoa; Chordata; Mammalia; Rodentia; Cricetidae.